This is a messenger RNA of Aphidius gifuensis, 1663 nucleotides long. RefSeq lists its product as uncharacterized. NCBI's taxonomy places the organism in Eukaryota, Metazoa, Arthropoda, Insecta, Hymenoptera, Braconidae. The record is from RefSeq and is a predicted model, not a curated record. The transcript has 5 exons. The coding region runs from base 99 to 836 and encodes 245 amino acids.
AUUUGUAAUUGUAAAAACUUUUUAUUUUAUUUAAGAAAGAAAAAAAAAGCUGGUUUUUUUAUUUUUAAAUUUAUCUGGUAUUUAUUUUUACAAACAAGAUGAAUAAAAUGCAACAAAAAAGGAUGCAGAGUCAUUCGACAACAAUACUUCUUGGUAUUAUUAUAAUUAUUUUUGUAUUAACACAAACAACAGUUGGUAGUAAAAAAUGUGCGGGUAAUGGUUUGGAUCUUAAAUAUGUAUGGGGUGAUGCUAUGACAGAUUCACCUGAUUGCAUUGGACCCAAUAACAUGCAAUAUCCAUCAGCAGCUAUUACGAGAAGUUUUAAAAAUUUAUGGGGAGGUAAUAGUAGAACAGCACGUUCUCAUAAUAAUCAAAGAAUAAAUGAUCCAGAAUCAACGAGAAAAACACUUCUUCAUAACUACCAAAUAUCAAAAGGCGAAGUUACAAUAUCAAAUACAAGAAACAGUCGUAGUUACAGUUCAAAGGAGACAUGCGGAUCACCAGCUCGACUUUGCAAAACCCGCUACAACACAACAGCACCAAUGUAUGGGGUCAGCUUGACUAGCGGACAACCAGUAACAAUUGUUCAAAAGUUUCCUGACCUACUGCAACAAGUUGUCUUUGAAGUUUGCGAAUCCAAAUCGUGUGAUGUGAUACGUGGUGAAUGUACACAAACAUAUGUGCCUUAUUUAUUUUUGGUAAUACCACUUGGUCCAGUAACACUAACUGGUCAAGACUAUGUACUAGUUGAAAGUGGUUGUGUUUGUAAACCAAAAAAUUCAUCACCCUCAUCAAAUAAUUCACCGGAAACUCCCCUAGUCCCAAAUCUUUCAUGAAAUUAAUUAAAAAAAUAACUAAAUUAAUUAAAAAAAUAAAUUAUUUAAACAAUAAUAAAUAUUAAAAACAACAAAAAUUAGUUGAUAUAAUUUUUUUAAAUAAUUAAAAACAUUCCAAACAAGCCAGUGAACUUUUUGUGUGUGUGUUUUAAUAAUUUUUUUUACUCAGAAAAAUGAUUAAUAUGCUCGUCUUUUUUGUGUCAUCAACUCAUCAUUCAUCAAUGAUAAAUGUCUGGUUGUUGACCUAAAGAAUAUGCUAUUAUUUCUUCUGGCAAAUUUCUCACGAAAUUAUUUGUGUUAGCAAGCAUGAAUAAAUAAUAACGGUGAAGAUAAUAUCAGUGAUCGAUGAAUGAACAAAAAAAAAAAAAAAAGUAUCAAAGCAAUACGAUGAUAUUUUAUUUAUAAAAAACAAAAUAACAAUUUAAAAAUGAAAAAAAAUGAAUAUUAUAAUGAUGUGGAAAAUAUGAAUAAAUAAUAUUUCCUUUUUUUUUUUUUUUAAAUGUGGUAGAGCUGGUAACACCACUUAUUUUUUUGCUGAUAUUUUAUAUUGCCCUGUUUAGUUUUAUUUACAAACCGGACCUGAAUUAUAAAAACCAAGAUGAUGUUUUUUUUUUUCUCGACCACACCCAUCAUCUUCAUCUUCAUCGUCAUCAUCUUCAUUAUAAAAAUCAACCAUCAUUCUUAGAUAAUAAUGAAUAAUUAUCAAAAUAAUAAAUUUUUUUAGCAAAAUUUAAUUAUCAUUUCGAAAAUUUUAAAUUAAUUUUAUACAUUUAAUUCAAAUUAACCGUUAACUUUUGCAAAAGAGAGAUCAUUCACCUUACAACUUG